AUAUACACUAGCCUCCCUGGACCCCACUUGUGCGAUUUUACUGGUUUGUUGUUGUUGUUGUUUGUGUUGUGUAAAGCUUGUUUCUUGAUCUGAGUAAAACUGCUGAAUAGACUAAGAAAUUGCCGGUGAACCUUUUCAAGAUUCUUGGUGCUGUGAACUGCCAAUGGAAAUGAAAUUGGAUAUAACCAUAUGAAUUUCAGCAGGAAUGAAAGCUUUUAAUUCAUGGGACUUCUAUUUGAUCAGUCUUUUCUUGCUUAUCGGAAGUAUACACUGUAUAAAGACUGAGUUAUGCGGGAGUUCGUUUUCAUCGUGUGAUUAAGAGCUUCAUGGUACAAGGUGGUGAUAUUUCUGCUGGCGAUGGUACUGGGGGAGAAUCUAUCUAUGGGCUAAAAUUUGAAGAUGAAAAUUUAGAAUUGAAGCAUGAAAGAAAAGGAAUGUUAUCUAUGGCUAAUGCUGGGGCUAACACCAAUGGAUCUCAGUUUUUCAUCACAACUACUCGAACAUCCCAUCUGGAUGGAAAACAUGUAGUUUUUGGGAAAGUAAUCAAAGGAAUGGGGGUUGUUCGUUCUAUGGAACAUGUGACUACUGGUGAUAAUGAUUUCCCAAUGGUAGAUGUCAGUAUAGCGGAUUGCGGAGAAAUUCCUGAGGGGGCUGAUGAUGGUAUUGCAAAUUUUUUCAAAGACGGAGAUCUAUAUCCUGAUUGGCCUGCUGAUCUUGACAACAAUACUGAUGAUAUCUCUUGGUGGGUCACCGCCCUUGAGGCUAUUAAGGCAUUUGGUAAUGAAAAUUUUAAGAAACAAGAUUACAAGAUGGCUCUUAGGAAGUAUCGAAAAGCUUUGCGCUAUUUGGAUAUCUGCUGGGAGAAAGAAGAGAUAGAUGAAGACAGGAGCGCAUAUUUGAGAAAGAUGAAAUCACAGAUAUUUACCAACAGUUCGGCUUGUAAACUAAAGCUGGGAGAUCUGAAGGGAGCACUCCUAGAUGCUGACUUUGCAAUGAGGGACGGAGAAAACAAUGCGAAAGCUCUAUUUCGUCAGGGGCAGGCUCACAUGGCUCUUAAUGACAUAGAUGCUGCAGUUGAAAGUUUUAUGAAAGCGUUGGAGCUGGAGCCAAACGAUGGAGGAAUAAAAAAUCAGCUUGCUGCUGCUAAAAAGAAGAUUGCUGAUAGACGUGACAAGGAGAAAAAAGCAUAUGCCAGAAUGUUCCAAAAAUAGUUGCGGUUCAAUUAAUACUUAUCAUUCUGGGAGUUGCUUAUGCUUUUCUGAAACGGGAUAGUUUAUGCCUUGUUUAGAUACAUUGGUCCUGAUCUAUGCACUGAACUGAUUUUAUAUGAACUGCUCAGGCUAUUCUUGGUUACCUUCAACCAAUUAGCGGAAGGGGUUUUGUGGUUGUUACUAAUCAGCUGUUAAUAAGAAAUAAUUAUGAGCAUCACCUAUCCAAUCUCUGUUGUCAUAUAUUUCCCUAACAUAAGAUGAGGUAACUGGUAUGUAACUUAACUGCAAAUGGUGAGGGCGUUUGACCUUUGCUUUA
This is a messenger RNA of Nicotiana tabacum (common tobacco), 1527 nucleotides long. RefSeq names its product peptidyl-prolyl cis-trans isomerase CYP40-like. Gene Ontology annotation, cellular component: cytoplasm. The record is from RefSeq and is a predicted model, not a curated record. Lineage: Eukaryota; Viridiplantae; Streptophyta; Magnoliopsida; Solanales; Solanaceae. Gene Ontology annotation, molecular function: peptidyl-prolyl cis-trans isomerase activity; cyclosporin A binding; protein binding. Gene Ontology annotation, biological process: protein folding; protein peptidyl-prolyl isomerization.